Aspergillus wentii DTO 134E9 is the source of this 2064-nucleotide messenger RNA. RefSeq names its product putative dynein intermediate chain. Gene Ontology annotation, molecular function: dynein heavy chain binding; dynein light chain binding. The record is from RefSeq and is a predicted model, not a curated record. Bases 1 to 2064 code for a protein of 687 amino acids. The transcript has 3 exons. Gene Ontology annotation, cellular component: cytoplasmic dynein complex. Lineage: Eukaryota; Fungi; Ascomycota; Eurotiomycetes; Eurotiales; Aspergillaceae. Gene Ontology annotation, biological process: transport along microtubule.
AUGUCCUCCAUGCAACAGCGAAAGGCCGAGCUUCUCGCCAAAAGAGCCAAACUUGCGGAGCUGAAGCGGCAAAGGGAAUUGCGGCAACAGGAAUUCAACCAAAACCGAGCCAACACCGGCGAUGCUUCCGAGAUUGUAUCGCCUGUUCCAAGCCGUUCCGACAGCAGAGCUGAACUCGAUGAUUUGAUCUCCCGUCUCGUUGACCGCCCCGGAUCUGCUUCUAUCAGCCAUGCAGAUGGUCCAUCGCGCAAAGGCAGCAGACCGAAUUCGGUCCUCAGCGCCAGCCAGUUGAGCGGCGAUAACACUGAAUCGAUUGCCCCGUCCACGCGACCACAGUCCAUGUCAAUUGCUGUCCAGACUGUAGUAGCAGACCCUAUUGCAGCUGUCCCCGAACCACAGCAAGCCCCUGAGCCCAAACCAGAAAUAGUGACCUACAGCAAAGGUGUACAAACAGAUGAUUUAAAGCAGCACCGACCAGACUCUCCGGAUGGGUCUCAGGAGUCAGAAGAUGAGGAUGGUACGCGGGGCAAGCGACUGAGCAAAAGAGACCGUGAGCGCGACGAGGAGAUUCGGAAGAAGCUUCGCCAGGAGAUUGAGGAGGAAGUACAGGCCACCCAAAGACAGGCUGAGGAUACUUCAGCGGCGCAGUCUGCACAAUUACGUUACCCCCUACGUACGCUAGAUGACGACGAGCUGAAGGCCGUGACAUCAUCCGAUGAUUUCUUGGACUUUGUCGAACGGUCAGCCAAGGUGAUUGAGCGCGCAUUGGACGAGGAGUAUGAUGUCUUAGCAGACUACGAGCUUGGGGGCGUUGAUGGUGAUUUGGAAGAAGACGAGGAACAUGGAAAGAAGAGGAGAGGCAUUAAAGAAGUUUGUCAGUUCUGGGACGAGCGAUGGAGCAAGAAACGCAUGAUCAGUGAUCUUAGCUUUUCGCCCAAGUUUCCGGAGCUUGUCUUGGCUUCUUAUACCAAAAAUCCCUCUGCCCCCCAUGAACCGGACGGCCUUGUUCAGGUCUGGAACCAACAUCUGCAAUCUCGCCCCGAGUACGUCUUCCACUCGACGUCGGAUAUUCUAACAGCAAAAUUCUCCCCUUUUCACCCCAACCUCAUCGUCGGUGGAUCCUAUUCCGGACAGGUCCUGCUGUGGGACACUCGUUCGUCGCGCGCCGGUGGAGGUGCGCCUGUACAGAAGACGCCACUGACCGGUUCUGGCCACACACAUCCUGUUUACAACAUAUCUAUUAUAGGAACACAAAACGCCCAUAAUAUUUUAACAGUGUCUACAGAUGGUGUUGUUUGCGGCUGGACCGUCGAUAUGCUUUCCCAGCCCCAGGAGUACCUGGAAUUGACUACUCCCCCACCGUCUAAAACGGAAGAUCUCGCACCAACUACCAUGUCAUUUCCACAAUCAGAUCCAACAUUCUUCAUCGUCGGUACUGAAGAAGGCGGAAUAUACCCCUGUCACCGAUAUGAUAGAGCAGGUGCCAAGGCUGGCACAGACCAUCGCCUUGCAUAUCGCGGCCAUGCAGCGCCGAUCAUGUCAACAGCAUUCCACCCAGCACGAGGGCCUGUCGACCUUGGCGACCUGAUGCUGAGUUCUAGUUUGGAUUGGAGUGUAAAGCUUUGGCGCGUACGACCUCCAGCCACAACCGCAUCUGCAACUUCUGUGACCGCGGCGACGCAAGUUGUGUCUCCAAUUUUGGAUAUCAAUCGCGAGGACGUUGUGUAUGACGCACGGUGGUCUCCUCAUCGCCCUGGAGUAUUCUCCCUCGUCGAUGGUGCUGGUAACCUCGAAGUUUGGGACCUUUACAUGGACACCGAGGUACCCGUCGUGCGGACCACACCAUCCAAGGGUCGCGGUGGCAUUUUGACGCGAAGCCUGAACAAGGUUGCCUGGGAGGAGCGUGAGGGUAAACGGAUUGCAACUGGUGGACUCGAUGGUGUAGUGACCGUCUUUGAAGUAGGAAAGGGUCUCAGCGGUACACCUGAGGAUGUUCCUGCUGAGGAAUGGGCAGGAAUGAAGCGAUUGAUCGGGAAGUUGGAGCAGAAGGAUAGGGUGGGUUGA